This is a messenger RNA of Clunio marinus, 9966 nucleotides long. Lineage: Eukaryota; Metazoa; Arthropoda; Insecta; Diptera; Chironomidae. The record is from the annotation of a GenBank genome assembly.
AGUGUUCUUUCGACUGGGUAUCGGCCUGGGUAUCUCAGUGUAAUUUGUAUCGUUAUUAUAUUGUUUUAUUUUGUUGUUUUUUUUCACAUUAUUUCGUGUUUCGGGUUUUGUAUUCAAUUUAUGGAUCGGAUCCCCUUCAGUUCAAUCGGAUUCCUUUAAUCGGUCACAACGUUUCUCACAAAUAUUCAUAAUUUUGUUGAACUGUGAACAUUAAAAGGAUUAAAAAAGAAAGAAACGAAAAUAUUUCGAUAUCUAAAAAGUGCAUUAAAAACUUUUUAAACAUUCAAUUUAUAGUUUAAUUUCAAUUCUUUAAUUUUCUACUUUGUUAGUUAUAAUUUUUUUUUGAAAUUUAACUUUUUUUUCUGCAUAUAAUUGAUAUAUUAUUCAUAAAGUUUAUAAAAAAAAAUCAUUGUGUGAAACAUUUAUAAUAAUUUCGGUGUAAUUUAAUUCGACAUUUAAGCAAAAGAAGAAAAAAAAGUCGAGAAAGAAAAAGAAAUAAAAAGAAACUUAAAUUUUGGUGUCGUGUUUGAGGGUUUUAAGACGUUAAUUCAUAAUUUUUUUAUUAUUCAAUUUAAUAUAUUUUACUGUGGACGCUGUGUAGUUUUCUUAUUUGAUACUACCGAGUUUUAUCUUUUUGUGGAAUAAGCUCCAGCUAUACACUCAUCAAUUGUGGACGAAUUAAAUUGGAUUAUCGCUGCAAAAAGAAGUAGGAAGGAAAUUCAUCGAAUCCAUCGUAAUAAACAAAAAAAAUCUUUAAAUAAAGUGCAAAGAAAAAGAAAAGAGAAUUAGUAGAAAACAAAAGAAAGCAAAUUAGACCGAAAAGAAUAAAAAAUAUUACAUCUUUGCAUGUAGAAGAAAAGAAAAGUUAAUGAUGAUGAUGAGAUAACAAAUGUGGUGUCUAGAAAAAAAGAAAGAGAAAAGUAAAAAAAGUAAUUAAAGCGAGUCAAGAGUCAAUUUUUAAGAAGUUGGCAAUUAAUUUUCUUCGUACUCGACAAAUUUUUCCCGAGUGAAAAGUUAAAUGGUGACAUCUGACAUCUUGUAACAGAAAAGUCGCGAGAAACAUCAACGAAAAGACAUUAAAAAUUCACCGAACCACCAACUGGAGGCACAGCGGAAUAUCCGUAGAAAAGAGAAUUAAUAAAGCAAUUAGAAAGGCGGAUUUGAACGAAUUUGCUGUGUACGAAUGGAAAGAGUGUGCUGAAAGCACAUGAUGUCGUUUACGUAAUUCUUCUUGCAUUUGGAUUCCAAUCGGUUUGUGGAAUUUUAAAAUAAUAGAAAAAAUUGAAACGAACUUUAAUAUAGUUUAGUUACAUCACUGCCUGAAACAUCGAAGUCUACGCAUUAUUUGUAGAUUGGAAUUGGUGUUAAGAAUCCUUGUUUAAUGCCCGAUCCCAUGAUGGUACGUCUGGCAGUAUCGACGCCAGACUCACCGCCGCUUAAUGGCGGCGUUGCGCAAGUGAUUGCACAAACGAACAAUACAAACGCAUCAGCUUCUGCUGCCAAUAACAGUUAUGUGCAUCAAAUGGAUACAAAUGCACAAUCAACAACAACUCCGCCAACACAAGCCUCGACAUCUCCGACUCAACAAAACAGUCAUCAAUUGACGCAAAAUCUUCCGCCCGGCGCGAUUCCAUUAAAUCAAAUGUCUCCACAUCACAUGCCUCCAUUUCACCACCAUCCUCAUGGUAGCGGAGCUAAUGGAGCUCAUAUUCAUGAUCACAACAAUGGCCACCAUCACAAUGGAUUAUAUAUAGGACCAGCAUAUGCAAAUGAAUUUUAUUCACCAGGUGCUGAUGCACCACCACACUACUUCAUUCCUCCCGAACUAUGCCCAGCUCAUACCCAACUUUGUACGGUUCAUCCAGAUUAUGGACCUGUAACAGUGCCAAUGGUUUCACAAAGUGGAUCACCACCGAUUCCAAUGCCCGUUCAAGUUCCACCUGGGCAUGUAAUGCAGCAAAUUGUUGAUGAAAAUGGGACGUUGAGGCAUGUGAUACUAUCUACACAGCAUCAACAAAUACAGGGCGGUGUUCAAGGUGUUCAACAUCAUAUUCAUGGACAUUAUGAAAACGAAACAGGGAGAGUGAAAAAAGUUAACACACCAAUUGUGUUUUUAAUUAAGCGUACAAACGAAAAAAAAAAAAUUAAAAACAGAACACUCAAAUACAACCAAAAGCUCAUUUUCUCGACAGCACGAGACGAAAGACGAGAAAUGGAAACGAACAGUCGUUAUUGUGAACUGUCCACGUAUGCAUUGUCAAGCGGCUACGAUUCAAGUACAACAAGCAGUAGUUUGAACUUUAUUGAUGAAGAUCUUCGUCUAUUAUCAGCUGUGAAUGUUUCGUCAAGUUCAAGAGAAAGUGACAAUAUUGAAGAAGAAAAUCAUUCUAAAGUGAAGUCAAUCACAAAACUCAUAAUAACAAUAACAUUGGUGAAGUUUGAAAAAAAGCAACUUUCUCAACACGUCAUAAGUUUCAUUCAUUCCCAAACGACAACCACAACAGCAACAUCAACAACGACGACAACGAGAAAUAACAAUAACAAGAAUAAUGAUAAUCUGAAUGGAACAAGUGUCGCUCGUCGAACAUUACAACGAAAUGGAACGAAUUCAGCAGGUGGUGGUGCAUCAUCAGUUGGAACGAGUGAUGAUGGCGAAGAAUCAUCGAGUGUGCCUGAUGAAGAAGAUGAUUUUCAACAAAUCAUAACUUUCUUAUCAUCAGUUGAAUCGCCAACCGUUAAGGAAAUUCAAUCACACACAGCACUCAUUACAUGGGAAGCACCACCAGCACCAACACAAACAACCGACAAUGCCUUAAAUAAUCUCAACACCAACGAUAUUCGCUAUGAGAUUCUAUUAGGUGAUCGUGGCAAAGAUGGCAAAUAUAAAUCAAUCUUUCGUGGAACAAAUCUUUCAUGUCGCAUUCAAGACUUGAGAGCUGGUCAAGAAUAUCACGUUUGUCUUGCAGCACAUCUUGAUGAUGUUCAUGGUGAAACAACUGAACCAGUUUUGUUUAAAACACCACCACGUGAACCUGAUAUUCCAACAGCACCAAAAGUUCUCGCCAAAAACAAAAAUUCACUUCAAUUACGUUGGAAUGCACCAGUUGAUAAUGGCUCACAUAUAAUUCAUUACAUUCUUGAGAUGAGUACUGAUGUUGAUCGAGAUACGUUUAAUGAAUUAUGUAAGAUUAAAAGUAAACAAUUUACGGUGAGUAAAUUAACACCAGCAACAAGAUAUACAUUCCGAUUAGCAGCGGUAAAUGAAUGUGGACGUUCAGACUAUUCUGAAAUUGUUUCAUAUGUAACUGACGGUUAUCCACCAUCACAACCAUUGCCACCAAAAGUUCAUAAUGUCACGACAUCAUCAAUUACACUUUUAUGGCAUCGCCGACGUGAAGAUGGUGACUUCAUACUUCAAAUGACAAAUCAAGGUGCACAAGGUUACAUGAAUGUUUAUUAUGGACCGGAAAUUAUCUACGAAUGUUCACGACUUCAACGUGCAACUGCUUAUCAAUUUCGCUUAAGCUCAAAAACUGAAGCUGGUCAAUCAGCAUGGAGUGAUGAAAUCACUGUAAGUACACAUCCAGAACAACCGGGACGUCCAUCAAAGCCACAAGUAAAAGGAAAAAUUCAUGCGAAUAAUUUCAAAGUAAAAUGGGAUCCGCCACAUGAUCGUGGUGGUGCUGAUAUAAAAUUAUAUCAUCUUGAGAUCAGUUCGGGUGCAAUUUUCGAGAGAGUUUACAGUGGAGCGCAUACAGAAGCGCUUUGUGAUCGUCUUAGUCCUGGUACAACAUAUCAAGUUCGUGUGAUAUGUGAGGGACCAGGUGGAUUAAGUAAUGCAUCUGAUACAUGUACGAUAACAACUGAAGCGAUCGUUCCAAAUCCACCGCAAACUCCUUAUUAUAGUAAUCUUCCUGGUCCAUAUGCAGCCGUACUUCAGUGGGAAAAACCACAUUAUCAAGGUGGUGCACCAGUUACUGAAUAUGAAUUGGAACUUGAAGGUGUUUUAAAUGAUGGUGCUGAGAAGACGAAGCAACGUGUGGUCGCUUAUCGUGGAAAGGAAUCAUAUUGUGUUGUAAAGGAUCUCUUACCAGGUGAAUCCUAUACGACGCACGUUCGUGCUGUGAAUCGUAUUGGUGCUGGUGAAUGGUCGGAAGAGUUUUGUUUUCGUGCUGGUUCAGCUCCACCAUCAAAGCCACUUGCGCCUGAUGUUCAAAUUCGUUCAUCAACAAAUUUAUUUGUACAAUGGCGUGAGCCACAAUGUAAUGGAGCACCAAUCUUAGAUUACAAGCUUGAAAGUUCGGUAAAGCAAGAAGAAGAUGCAUUUAGUGUUGUUUAUCAUGGAACUGAAACAUUUGCUGACUUGAAAGGUCUACUGCCAUUCACAAAUUAUUAUUUUCGUCUUCAUGCUGUUAAUGCAGCUGGUCGAAGUCCAAAUUCAACAACAGUUUGUCAUAAAACACCAGCAGCUGUGCCUGGUGUACCAACACUUUUGCCCGAACUCUUUGCCAUUACAUCAAGUACAUGUCAUUUAUAUUGGAAGGAGCCGGAAUCAAAUGGCGAUCCAAUAAUCAGUUAUGUUUUGGAAUGUGGUGAUCGUCAAAUGACUAUUGAAUCGUGUCGAACAGAUAUGUUGGUGGAACAACUUGUUCCUGAACAAGUGUAUAAGGUGAAAGUACAGGCUGUGAAUAAUAUUGGUGCUGGUGCCUUUACGCAACCACAUAAAAUUACCACAAAACCUCUGCCACCAAAGGCACCACGUCUCGAAUGUAUUCAAUAUGGGUACAACUCAUUGAAGUUGAAAUGGGGAAAUGAUGGAGCAACAAUAUCGAGUAAGAGUGCUAAUCUCAUGGACUUCCAACGUUUCGAGGUCGACAUGAAGAUAAAAAGUUCAUCGAAAGAUUUUCAAAAUAUUUAUGCUGGCACAAGAAACUCCAUUAAAGUACAAAAACUUCACGAGUCGACAGUUUAUGCUUUCCGCAUAUGUGCACAAACUGAACAUGCUGGCAUUGGUGGAUGGUCGGAUGAAUAUCUCUUUAAGACGCAAGCAGCGCAACCGAAUACAGUGAAAAUUAUUCGUUGCAUUGAAAAUUUUCCGCUGAUUAACAGUGGUACAAAUGAAUCGCAUGUUGAUGCACUUCCAGCAUUAACGGUUGAGUGGCAGCAUAGUAAGAAUAAUCAUUUCAAUGAUGCCAUCGAGUAUAUUCUUCAGAAAGCAUUAGCAGCAUCUGGUAGUAAUGGAAAUAAUAAAAAUCUUUCAUAUGACGAGAUUUACCGCGGAUCGGAUACAAGAUUUACAAUUGAUUGCAUUGAAUACGACACUGAUUAUAGCUUCCGUGUUAUUCCUGUUCGUGUGAUGAGAUCAAAACGAACCACAUCAGACUGUUCAACAUCAACACGGGCGUCAUCUCGUGACGAGAAUGAUGAAGUUGAUGGUGAAAGAAGCAGCGAUGAGUCAGACGAUGAAUCUGAUGAUGAGAAGGAACCAGUGAAACCAGUCACAUUCGAAUAUGUUCAUGGCGCAACUUCACCCGCUCUUCAUUAUAAACUUCCUAAGUCAGCAGAACCUGUACAUGGUGGAAGUGGAACGACAACGACAAUUAUUUCCAGCCAAAAUGUCGGAUCUUCUAGAAAAGGUGCAAAAUUAUCAACGAAAGCUUCAUCAGCUCAAUCUCUAAUAGCAUCAAAUAAAAAGCAUCAUCAUCACCAAGUUCAUGAAUCAACAACGGUUGACUCGACUUCAACUGACGUAAGCACAAACGAAGUCGUUAAUGCUAAUCAAAGUCUGUUCCUUAAAUUACUCAAUACAAUUCGUGAAUUCUUUUACAAUCGCAAAGACUGGUCGGUAACGCAAGAAAGUAUCAUCAUCUGGUUCGGCUUUAUGUUUUUUGCGGUUGUUGUCGGAUGCAUUCUUCACUUUCUUAUGGCAUAAAUAAGAAAAUGAUUUUUUUUCUAUGUUUUUUUCUUGUUUUUCUUUUUUUAAAUUCAACAUUAAGACGAAAAAAAAAAUGUAAAAAUUAGCACCACCAACAAUUAUCAUCGUGUCUCAAUGCAGGUCAACGUCAUUCAUUUCUUUUUGUUGUUCUUUAUUAACUAUUAUAAGUUUAAGAUAACUGAAGUAACUAAUAAUAUUUCCCGGAAUAAUGAUUUGUGUACUAAAUAAUCAUUUAUCAAUGAUCAACAUGUGGGAUGAACUUCAAUAGAUAUUUUUAUUGUCAUUUUGUGUAAAAUGUUUUCCAAGAAGCAUACAUUCCAUGUAAGAAGAAAUUAAAGUAUAAUAAUCCACUAACAAUGCGAUUUAUAACUUAAUAAUAUUAUAAAUAUUGCAAACACACACACACACAUACACUCACACAAGCAAAACAUAUAUUAAAAGAAAUAAAUUUAAAUAGUUAAUGUUCAGUAUUCAAAGCUUCCAUAAUCCAGAAUUGUAUCUUUUAUCAUUUUAAUCUUCUCAAAGAAUUUAAUUUUUGUUGAUUUUUCUAAGAUUUAUGUCUUGCGGAUUCUUUCAACCCUGAACGCAGACGAAACACUUUAUUUAAGUCAUUUAAAUACCAAUCUGUUCAUUUUCCAGUAAACUGUUUCAGAAACAAAAGAAAACUUUAAGCUUUCAUAGACAGAUGAAAUAGAAAUGCAAAUUAAACAAUUUAAAACGUUACCUGAGGUUGAAAACAGAAAUAGAAUCGUUUGGUGGACAUGAAACAAUAUAUUAAUGUACGUUCCAAUAGUAUGCCGUCAUAAACAAUUACAAUUUAUCCCUAAAGUCACAUGAAUAUGAGAAAAUUAUGAAAUUUAACAUUCCAAUGAUUUUUGUUUAUUUUGUAAAGAAAUGAGAAAAAAUGAAAAAUUAUUUACAAUGACGUUGAAAAUGUUUUUUUUUCAUGUUUGAUACCAACAUUGCAUUUAAGAAAAAAGUAUUAAACUGUCACAUAAACACACAAACACACACAUAAAUGGACAUUAUCGCCUUUUCCAAUGCCUUUCUCGUCUUGUUUUAACACUUUUUAUUGUAUUAACUUCAUAAAGAAAUAAGAAAAUUUCCUUGAUGAUUUCAAAGCUUUUAAUCUCAACGUUGAAAUGAUGAGUUGAUGUUUUGUCGUGAAUUUGACAAAAACAAGAUUUAUUUGUGUAAUAACUGGAAGAAAAUUCUUUCUUCUCUUUAACUGCUUUUCACCUUUUUUUUAUUCUCUUAUUUCUUACCCUGCAAUGUUGAUGAUGAGGAAAAAAAAUGUAAUGAAAUUGUCUGCCAUAAAACCACCCACAAAAACUGAAAUUCGAUAAAGAAGCAUUAAAUGAAACAUCUUUAAGAUGACAAAGAGGGAAAAAAAUUCCGAAUGAUUUCAGAAGCUAAACGAAGUCUCCUUUCUUUCUAUUUACAUUCAGGAAGAUUAAGGAAGAGAAGAAAAAGUUGUCUAAAGAUAUAUUUUUAUACAAACAAGAUAAGAAGAAGAAGAAGAUAGAGAAACGUUUACGAUAAAAAGAAUAAGGAAAAGGAUUUUAUAAAAAGACUUUUAUCUUAUUCGCUUUAUUUUAUUUUUUGUUUUGAUAUUGAAUAUCGUGAAAUUGGAAGAUUAAGUAAGUUCAAUUCAGGCACUUGAAUCAUCAUUUCGAUGGAAGUGAAUGUCGAUGAGAAGAAAAAGCCGCAAAUAUGAUUUAUAAUCAAAUUAAAAAAAAUGAAAGCAUCUUCAUUUAGCUAGAGAUCUAUUAUCAAUAUUAUUAUAUGUUUAUUGUUAAUACCUUUAAGAUUAACAAGAAAGAAAGAAAAUGAUUUAUUAGACAAGAACCUACAAGAAUACAUUUUUUACAAGUAAAAUAUCUAGAGGGUGCUAAUUGAAUAAAAUAAAUAAACACAAUUUAUGAUUAGAAACGAUUUGCAUAAAAAUAUGAAGCUUAAAGUUUUAUUUUCUUUGCUUUUCAAUAUGAAAGGAGCGAGCAAUGGAUGAAAAAUAAAGUCUCGCUGUGCAAGCAAAGAAUUUUAAUUAUUUUUUAUUCCAUUAUGGAAGUCGAAACAUUGCAAGUCCAAGAAAUAAAUGAAAAUAAUAAAUUAUUUUAUAAGUUAAAAGCUUUAAGCAGAAAAAAUGUUGCAAUUAUAUUUUUUUAAUAUGAUUUUUAUAUUGUACAUGCCUUUGAUUGGAAAGAGAUUCAGAGCUUUACAUAUUCAUGUAAUUAAAUACAUUCAAUUGUAUACAAAAAUCUUUGAAAAAUUUAUUCCAUUAUCUUCUUUUGAAUGUAAAAACUAAACUUGAUCAAAAAAUUCAAGAAAUUUUCAAAAACUGUUGAAGAAUCUUGUGCAAUAUUUUGCUUGUUUGAAAAGAAGUUAUGUAUCCAUACAUGUUUGUACAUUGCAAUAAUGAAAUGUAAUCUUUGCUUGCUCCUUUCAAGCUUUUAACAUUAGCCGAAGAAAGUUUUAUUCUGAAUUUUCGUCAAGCUUUUCAUGAAAUUAAUAUUUUGAAACCGAAAUCCAAUGAACUUAUAAGAAGCAAAAUAAAAAUGAAAAUUUUAUUAAAUGAUCGCUACGAAUAAAAAGAUAUGAAACAAACUCAUGCAUAAAACUUUACAGGGGUAGAAACAUUUAAUUCUACGUCGAUUAAGAACUUUCGGUCGACUUUAUAAUUUCAUUCUCUCUAUAGCUUUUCCACAAUUACAGUUAGGAAAAUUGCCCAGAUGAAAAAUAUGAAAGCAUAAAAUUCAAUUCGGUUCCUUUUGAACGCUUUAAAAUGGAUGCAAUGAGCGGAAAAAAUUAUAAAAAAAUGAAGAUGAAACUUAGAGCAGUUUUUAUGAUGGAAAAUUUAAGACUAAAUAAACUUUUUACAUGACCGAUGCUUAAAUUAAUCUAAUGGAAUUUAAAAUCUAGCAUUAAAAAUCAUUCUCGUCGAAAGGUACACAAAGAAUGAUAUCCCACAGGAAAGUUCCGGUGACGGGUGGAAAAAGUUAUCUGAAAACUCGCCAGACAAAGAAAAAUGAAAGCUUUUAGAUUAAAAAUAUUUCUAAGCAUAAAAAUGAAUGUUCUGGAAAUUAUUGCGGAAAAUCCGCUAUGGCCAAAAUUUCCUUUCUUUUUUUUAUAUCUAAAUAACUAUUUUAAUUUUGUAUUUCGAUAAGUUUUCCUAACAUUAAAAUACAUGACGAACGUUUUUCGUCUUCAUUAUCUGUAGAAAGUUUUCCUUUUCAUGGAAAUUUGAACGAUGAAUCGCAAUGAUACAAUGAAUGUUAUAGGACAAAAAGCUAAACAAUGAUGAUGGAUGGGAUAAAAUUUAUAUUCUUAAUGAAAAAAUUCAAUAUACUUGUAGAUUACUAAGAUCUUAAAAGAAAAUAAAAAUAAUCAAAAAAAUUAUAAUAAAAUUUUAUCAGCAACGGAACACAAAAAGAAAAUCCAUUUAUAUAAAUGUCCAAAUGGUGGAUUUUUAAUUUAACUAUAAUACAUUUAUAUAUAUAUACAUAUAUUUUAUGACAACCACAUGAUUGGUGGAGAGAUAUGAAGGAAUCAUUACUAUUGACUAAAAACAUAUUAAAAUCUAUCAUUAAAUCUUGAGAAAAUAAGAAAAAGAAAAAAAUGGAUGAGAAAAUCCCAAAAAAAGUGAAAAAAAAAUUAUGAUGAAAGGAGAAAGAAUUUUUGAUUACUCUUAUAAUUAAUUAAAAGUGAAAACACAAUGAAACUGAAUUAUUAUGACGGAAAACUCUAAAUCAAUAUAAUGAUGAAAAAUGAUAAAAAAAAACAAAGUAAAAUAUAUUUAUGUAUAAAAAGUAAUUAUUUCCAGUCUUUUUAUUUAUCAGUGAUGCUUAAUCUGUGGUUUUCAAUUCAAAUAUUUCAGAGAAAAAGAAAUUUAGACAUCAAUCGUGACGUCAGUUGGUAAAGGUUGAGAAUUACUGUAUUAGUCAAGAUUCUAUUUGUCUUCCUUUUCAGCUUUCCCUUCCUUGUUUCUUGUCAACUUCUGACGCUCUUUCCACUAGCUUAAAGUACUCACAAAG